AUGUUAGGAUGGCUAAUCACUCAUUCGAGAACUCUCGGUGCUUCCCCCAGCAUGGGAGGGGCACAGUCGAAACCAAAGCAAAAAGAAAGCGAAAUAACUGCUUCUAAAAACCAAUUAGAGCCGAAAACAGAUCAGAAGCAGCCCGGAUUGGAUCACAAAGACAUAGCACCAUCAGACCAGAAGCAGCCCGUAUUAGAUCACAAAGAAGUAGCUUCAUUAGAUCAGAAACAGCCGGAAUCAGAUCACAAAGACGUAGCACCAUCAGAUCAAAAGUUCGAGUCGGACCACAAACACAAAGAUUCAUCAGAUAAACACCAACCACUCCCUGAAACAAUCGCUCAGUCAGCAUCUGGAACUGAAUUAGCUUGUGAGGUAUAUAUCCCGAAAUUUAGAGCUGGAUUUGUACCUCAAGUUAUCAUAGGAAACACGCCAACUGAAAACGUUCACACCGCAAUUGAAGCCUCUCCAACUUUAAUAAAGGAAAUCGCCCAACAGGUUCAAAGUUUUAUUAAAAAUUAUAAUGAGGUUUGA
Molecule: messenger RNA, 531 nt
Organism: Thelazia callipaeda (thelaziosis nematode)
Lineage: Eukaryota; Metazoa; Nematoda; Chromadorea; Rhabditida; Thelaziidae
Source: the annotation of a GenBank genome assembly